AUGGCAGCGAAAAAAGGGAGUAAAAAAAAUGCCACCAAAAAUACAGGAAAGAAAAAUAAUAAGGGACAAGAAAAUGAAGAGGGUGGUGAAACUGAUAAUAAUGAAAUAUCAAGUAACCAAAAUCAAAAUAACAUUUUAUUAAUUGGUGAUGAUAAUUUAUCUUUUUGUCAGUUUGUUACUGAUGCAUAUCCGGAUUCUAAUCUGUAUAUUGCAAGUACACUUACUGAGCUUGAAAUUAAUUAUAUGUUGAGAGAUUUAGAAAUAAAAAAACAAAUGAGAGAAAAAAAUGAACAGUUAGAAGAAUCAAACGAAAAUUCAGGAACAGACUUAGAUACAGAAAUAGUAGACAAACAAAAAACUGAUCCUUUUUACUAUACUAAAAAAUUUAAAGAAAAAUAUCCAAAUAAUAAUGUUUAUAUUAUUUUUAAUACAAACUUAUUUUCUCUACGAUCAUAUUUUCCUACUAACUUUUUUCACACCAUAUUUUUGAUCUUGCCUGGAAUUUGCUACAACAUAAAGGAGAAGGGACUUAGGUAUAGCGACCAACUGACAACCCUCCGAUUAUAUUAUUUUAUAAUUUUAACGAUAGUAGAAAUUAUAAAUGUGUCUAUAAAAAAUGUACAAGUUCAUAUAUUUUGGACAACAGAGAAACUUAAAAGUUUAGUUGAAAAUAAUAAUAUUGUAAAAUCUGAAACAAAUAAAGAAGAUGACGAAAAAACUGAUAUAACAGCUACUUUAACGUCCCUUAAAAAUUUAGUUUGCAAUCCAGAUGAUGAAAUAGAUGAUCCUGAAAAUGCAAAUCAAAUUUCAGAAGAAAAGGAGCAAACACAGUCAGACAAAGAUGGGGAUAAUUCUGAAAAGGGUUCUGAAGAUGUUGGCGAUGCAGAAAAUGAUCAUCAAAACGAAGAGGAGGAAGAAGCAGAUGUAGAUCCAAUUGAAAACGAAGAAGAUGUAAACGAGGAAGAAGAUGUGCAUGAUACUGAGGUAGAUGCAAAUGACGGUGAAGUGGAUAUAAAACUGUCAAACGACCCCAACAUCUGCUUGGAUCAGGAUAAUGUAGAUACAGAAAAUGAUCAAGAAGAGCAGCUAGCCAAUGAAGAAGAACAGACAGAAAAAGAGGAAGAAAUUGUUGAGUCUGAUUGGGUUGAUGAAUCAGAUGAAACAGAAAAAUUUGAUGGUGAAGAUAAAGAUGAACUUCUCGAUAUAUUCAAUUUGAAAAAUGAUAUUAUUACAAAAACUAUUUCAGAAUUAAAUGAAAUGGAACAAAGUGAAAAUGAUCAAAUAAUUUAUUUUGUUGAAAAUAAAAUUAAAGAAGAUAUCGUGAUGGCAAAUAUGUGGGGAUUCCCUCUUCUAUAUGAGGUGGACUUGAACAGACUCAUGCGGUUCUUUAAUUUUGAAUCGGGUGAAAGGGAAGAAGUAGAUGCUGGCGAAGAAAAAGCAGAAGUAGAUGGGGGUGAAGAAAAGAUGGAGGUAGAUCUGAAAAUAAAUGCUGAUUCAGAAGAGAUAAGCAGCAAAUUUGUGCCCAUCAUAUAUGGAAAACAUUUUAGCUAUAAUAAAUUUUUGACAAGGUGUAAAUUUUAUUCAUUUAUUUUAAAUAAAUCAAAAAAAAUAUUAAUACCAGAAGAAUUAGCUAUUAUAAUGCAAAAUAAUAUAACAGGUAAAAAUUAUAAUAUAGAAACUUAUAAACAUUUUAAAAAAAUGUAUUAUUCAAAUUUUAAAGAAGAAGUACAAACAUAUAAAACAAUAAAAGAACAAGCACAUCAUAUUGCAAACAUUCGAUAUAAAUUAUAUUUACAUAGAAAUCAAAAUAAUAAUAUGACAAAACAAUAUAUGCCUUUUCACAUUUUUCAAACUAAUUUAAAUAUGGAAAUAAAACAUAAAAUAGUUUUAGAUGAAUUAUGGAAAAAAGUUUUUACACCCAUACAUUUUGUUCGUGCCAAUGAAGAUAUAAAUAAAUAUUUUGAAUUUUUCAUUUUUUCAAAAUUUCCAUUAAAUAGAACAAUCCAUAAAAUAAAUAAAUUAUAUCUUAAAUUUAAUAUUAACAGAAGAAUGCAUAAUGAUAAUACAAAAUAUGGUCAUACACAAAAUUAUAAAAAUAAUAAUCAUUACCUCGGUAGUGACAAUAAAAAUAAACCUCCUUUACUUCCAACACCAGGAAGGGACAUGUAUAAAAAUUCAAUCUAUGAUCAAUCUAAAUAUAAUAUGCAUAGUGGUUUUAAAAAAAUGAAUAAUAUUUAUAAAAAUACAUCAUCUUAUAAUAAUAAUAAUAAUACAACUGGUAUGUAUAAUAAAAUGUACAGACAUGAUAAUAAAUCUCGAAAUAUUUCAAAUAAUUAUGAGCAUAAAAGAGACAUUAAAAAUAGGAGUUAUGGUCGUUCAGGUGAAAAUAAUAGCCAUAGAUCGAUGAGACCAAAUAAUACAAACUCUCAAAAUAAUAAUAAUAAUUUUGGCAACUAUAAUAGAGGUAAUCAUGACAAUGGGUCAUACAAUAAUAUUAUGAACAAGUCAUAUAAUAAUAAUCGUGGAACUAGCCAUAAUCAUGGUCAUAAUAUGAUGAGCUAUAAUAAUAAUAAAACAUCUCGAAAUAGUAUGCACAAGUCAGGUGAUAUUAGAAGAGAUUUAAAAAGUAUUGAUGGACGAAGUGAUACAAGAGGAGGAGGUGGAAGAAGUCAAGCAAGAAGUGAUUUUUAUAAUAACCAUAGAUAUGAUAAUAAAAAUAUAAAAAGAAGAAGAGAUAAUUCAUUUGAUAAUAGACAAGAUGAAGAAAAUGAUAAUUAUUCAAAUAGAAGGUUUGAUAAAAAAAUAAGAAAUAAUGAUUAUGAUAUGAAAUCUCAAAUGAAUGAUGGAAAAAAUCAAAAAAAAUAUUCUAGAAAUAAUACAGAAAUGCAAGAUCCUUAUGCAUCUACAAAAGAUUCAAAUAAUGGGAAAAAUUAUGAAAAAAAAAAUUGGAAAUUUCCACCACCACCACCCAAUAUUCCUCCUUUAUAUGAUGGACAAUCACAAAAAAGAAACAACAGUUUUUAUCAUGGGAAUGAUGAUUAUUAG
This is a messenger RNA of Plasmodium vinckei vinckei, 3045 nucleotides long. RefSeq names its product conserved Plasmodium protein, unknown function. Bases 1 to 3045 code for a protein of 1014 amino acids. The record is from RefSeq and is a predicted model, not a curated record. The transcript is spliced from 3 exons. NCBI's taxonomy places the organism in Eukaryota, Apicomplexa, Aconoidasida, Haemosporida, Plasmodiidae.